Molecule: messenger RNA, 1075 nt
Organism: Acaulospora morrowiae
Lineage: Eukaryota; Fungi; Glomeromycota; Glomeromycetes; Diversisporales; Acaulosporaceae
Source: the annotation of a GenBank genome assembly
CGAAACUGUGCGGAUCCUAUGGAGUCAACCAUUCAGACUUCUGUAUACUUGUAAUUAUCAGAAUCGCAUAUGUGGGGAGGAGAAAAGAAAAUUGCAGGCCGAAAAUUUACUCCUUACAUAUUUAUCAUGUGCACUCUAUUAUCAACAUAACGAGGAAUUGGUGAACAUCAUUUCAAAACCCGUGACAAAACCUCUAUUCAACUAUGUUCAAUUCUUGCAAAACUUAGAUUUACACGAAUUUUUCACUGCCAUUCGGGACUGUACUGAAUCGAAGCGUUCUGAACAUGAGGAUGAAGCAGAUGAUUACAAUGAUUUUAUAAAUAUUUUGUGCAAAUUGUUUAUGAAUCAUUCGACAGGGCUUUGCAAACUAUCGAUAGACGUUGAUUGUAUUACAAGGGGCGUUCGCGAACGAGCAUGUGAGUCACUUCAAAGCAAGAACCUUUGUAAUUACUACCAAACCAUUACAAAGAGUAUUGGCUCAAAUAAUUGUUUGUCUCAACUUACCGAACUCAUCAUGCCAUCAGGAAGUGUAAAUAAAACCGAAUUGUUAUCGGCGUUAAUUCCAGUUUCGAGAAACUUGAAGAAAAUAGUAGUGAGAGUGGAUUAUAGAGUUUAUCAUUGGUGUUAUAAUGGCAGAAUAGCAGAGAGACCUUAUGUUGAACAAGAAGCAAUAUCUCUGGCUGGUUUGAUCAUGGCACAAAAAAGUUUAGUGUAUCUUGGAUUGUGCUCUUGUGCAGAGGGGUUAGAGUAUCUGCUGGCGUCAAUUGAGAGCCAAGCUGACACCUUAAAGUAUUUAUCAUUCGAAAGAGUUUAUUUUUACGACCUUGACUUGUUCAAACACAUGGCUCCUUUGAGAAAUUUAGAGCAGAUACAAUUCAAUCAUUGCACAUUCGAACCGAAAAAUGAUUCAAAGCCUUUUCUUUACGAGAGUCGUUUUCCGAAAUUAGUGAAACUGGAGAUGAGGUGGUCGUCAGGUGCUGAUUAUGUGGUGGAGAUUUUAAGAUCAGCAGCCAAUGGUUGCCUCAAUGUUGAGACCGAACCUCAUAAUUCGAUUUUUGACUUGGAAUAUUGGUGA